UAAUAGUGUAAAAGAUCCUCUGACACUGAAGGUGUCCAUAAUAGACUGCAUUAAUUAAUGACACCUUUCUAAACACCUAGGGCGAGCCGUACAAUAGGGACGCUCCGCUGACUAUGUGCAGGCCGUGGUCAUGCUGAAUAAUAAAUAUUGCACAUGACACCAUAGCUUCACACAUUAUUUCCAUGACGUGAAAUAUUAUAGGAGAGGAAAAUGAUGUGAGAAUAUUCUGCAGGGACACUCUUCGUUGGUCUUUGAAGAUGAUGGAGACUCCUCCACCUAAUAACGGCAACAAGUGGGGCAUGUAUCCGUCUCCGGGAUCAUACAACACAGAAUAUCAUGGAGCCGCACCUGCUCAGCAUGGCUAUAACAAUAACCCACCAUCAUACCAGUACGGACAGCCCAUACCAAGCUUUAACCCUCAACCAAACCGAGCACCUAUAGUCACAACACAACCCAAUGUGAUGGUCGUUCCUCAGCCAGCCUACAAGGAUUACUUGGGCCUAUCCAUUAUGAACCUGCUCCUGUGCUGUUUCCCCCUCGGAAUCAUUGCACUUAUUUACUCCUGCAAGACGGUGGACUCAAUGAGACGUGGAGACAUGAUAAUGGCGUCAAGCGAAUCACGCACAUCGUUUACACUAAACAUGGUGGCUCUGGGAUUGGGAAUUGUCGGACACGUUGCUUGGAUUUCAUUUGUGAUUUAUUACUAUGUAAUGAUCAACAAGUACACCUACUCAUACUAUGAAAACAAUACAAACGGAGGUUAAUACUGACCCAAAUGUACAACUCCAUCUUCUGCAAAGACCUAUCAUGAGUAGAGAACCCCAGGCAGCGACUUGUCUGAGCCAAGAUUGAGACAAUAUUUGAGUUUAGCUGACAUAUUGUGAAAGAUGAAAGCAAAAGCUGAAUUGGAAGCCAUUUUAAUAUGUAUUACAUGAUGCGUAAUAAAAAGGAUAGGGCAUGUUCAAAAUGGCCACUCAUUAAAAGUAAGUAAGGCUUGACCCAUACUCAGACUCAGCC
Molecule: messenger RNA, 1017 nt
Organism: Pelobates fuscus (common spadefoot toad)
Lineage: Eukaryota; Metazoa; Chordata; Amphibia; Anura; Pelobatidae
Product: proline-rich transmembrane protein 1-like
Exons: 2
Coding region: 258-764 (168 amino acids)
Cellular component (GO): membrane
Source: RefSeq, a predicted model, not a curated record